Molecule: messenger RNA, 3257 nt
Organism: Lemur catta (Ring-tailed lemur)
Lineage: Eukaryota; Metazoa; Chordata; Mammalia; Primates; Lemuridae
Gene: REPIN1
Product: replication initiator 1
Exons: 3
Coding region: 317-2182 (621 amino acids)
Biological process (GO): regulation of transcription by RNA polymerase II
Cellular component (GO): nucleus
Molecular function (GO): DNA-binding transcription factor activity; RNA polymerase II cis-regulatory region sequence-specific DNA binding
Source: RefSeq, a predicted model, not a curated record
CUAUUUGGGGCAGCCUACUCUGGCCUCCCCUGCUGCCUUCUCUCAGUGCCCUCCAGGCGGAAAGGUGCAAAGGCUGGAGAGGGCACAGCAAGUCCCUGUGAUUACUGCCAGUGCGAGGCACACCCAGCGGAUUUGUCCUUCAUCAAGGUCAGUGCGGAUGUGCUCUCUGCCUCCUCCACAAACCGUCUGCAGCCACCUGGAAAGUAGCUACACCAGGGCCUUGCAAACUGCCUUAGGGAUGCUGUCUGAAGCCGGAGGAAACAGUAAUAGUUAAAGUAAGGCUGGCCUCUCUGCAGUCAGAGGUCUGAGCUCUGCCAUGGGGGUAGGGGUGUCUUUAUUGCUGCAGUUUUCUCUGACACCUGGGGGCUACCGGAGUGUGGGCCGAAGCAGGCGCUGCAGCCGCAGAAGUAUCCCCAGGAACAUCCCCAGGAGGAGCUGGAAAAAGCCUCAUUCCCAGCUCUGCAGUCUCAAGGCAGAGGAAGACCCGAUGCUGGAACGUCGCUGCAGAGGCCCCCUGGCCAUGGGCCCGGCCCAGCCCCGACUCCUUUCUGGGCCCUCCCAGGAGUCACCCCAGACCCUGGAGAAGGAGCCCCGCAGGCUGAGGCAACAAGGCACUUCAGUGUCCCAGCCCGGCAGCCAGGCCCCGGGCAGGGCCCAUCGCUGUGCACACUGUCGAAGGCACUUCUCAGGCUGGGUGGCCCUGUGGCUUCAUGCCCGCCGGUGCCUGGCCCGGCUGCCCCUGCCCUGCCCUGAGUGCGGCCGUCGCUUCCGCCAUGCCCCCUUCUUAGUGCUACAUCGCCAGGUCCAUGCUGCUGCCACCCCAGACCUGGGCUUCGCCUGCCACCUCUGUGGGCAGAGCUUCCGAGGCUGGGUGGCCCUGGUUCUGCAUCUGCGGGCCCACUCGGCUGCAAAGAGGCCCAUCGCUUGUCCCAAAUGCGAGAGACGCUUCUGGCGACGAAAGCAGCUUCAGGCUCAUCUGCGGCGGUGCCACCCCCCUGUCCCGGAGGCCCGGCCCUUCAUAUGUGGCAACUGUGGCCGGAGCUUUGCCCAGUGGGACCAGCUUGUUGCUCACAAGCGGGUGCAUGUAGCCGAGGCCCUGGAAGAGGCAGCAGCCAAGGCUCUGGGGCCCCGGCCCAGGGGCCGCCCUGCGGUGACCGCCCCCCGGCCUGGUGGAGACGCGGUUGACCGCCCUUUCCAGUGUGCCUGCUGUGGCAAGCGCUUCCGGCACAAGCCCAACUUGAUCGCCCACCGCCGCGUGCACACGGGUGAGCGGCCGCACCAGUGCCCGGAGUGCGGGAAGCGCUUCACCAACAAGCCCUACCUGACCUCGCACCGGCGCAUCCACACCGGCGAGAAGCCCUACCCGUGCACGGAGUGCGGCCGUCGCUUCCGGCACAAACCCAACCUGCUGUCCCACAGCAAGAUCCACAAGCGAUCCGAGGGCUCCACCCAGGCCGCCCCCGGCCCCGGCAGCCCCCAGCUUCCAGCCAGGCCCGGGGCUGAACCCACUCCAGAGGCCCCGCUGAGACCUGCCCGGGAGCCGGCGCCGGAGGCCCCCCGAGAGCCCCCGCAGGACCAGGCCGAAGCCCCCGCGUCCCUCUACAGCUGCGACGACUGCGGGAGGAGCUUCCGGCUCGAGCGCUUCCUGCGGGCCCACCAGCGGCAGCACACGGGCGAGCGGCCCUUCACCUGCGCCGAGUGCGGGAAGAACUUCGGCAAGAAGACCCACCUGGUGGCGCACUCGCGGGUUCACUCUGGCGAGCGCCCCUUUGCCUGCGAGGAGUGCGGGCGCCGCUUCUCCCAGGGCAGCCACCUGGCGGCGCACCGGCGCGACCACGCGCCCGAGCGCCCCUUCGUCUGCCCCGAUUGCGGCAAGGCUUUCCGCCACAAGCCCUACCUGGCCGCCCACCGGCGCAUCCACACCGGCGAGAAGCCCUACGUCUGCCCCGACUGCGGCAAAGCCUUCAGCCAGAAGUCUAACCUGGUGUCCCACCGGCGCAUCCACACGGGCGAGCGGCCCUACGCCUGCCCCGACUGCGACCGCAGCUUCAGCCAGAAGUCCAACCUCAUCACCCACCGCAAAAGCCACAUCCGGGACGGCGCCUUCUGCUGUGCCAUCUGUGGCCAGACCUUUGACGACGAGGAGAGGCUCCUGGCCCACCAGAAGAAGCACGAUGUCUGAGGCGGGCGGGGCUGGGGCGUCGCUGUGGGCUGGGUGGGGAUGCCUGCCUGUUGCUGGGGUAGGGGAGACGAAUCCCAGAGGGGACAGAAGAGGCGGGGAGUGAGCUGGGCCCUGUGAGCCAGGAAGGUCAACCCGGGGUGGCCAGGGAAUCCACUUCAGAGCUCAAGGACGCUGGCCUCCAGUUGGUGUUUGCUAGGGUUCCUGACUGUCCUGUGCCCUGGAAAAGUAGCAAUAGCAACUCCACCUACCCCUUAGAGCCCUCUGACUAGAGGAACCACCAGUGGGAGGGAAGACCCUCCAUCCUCUGGUGUUAACGCCUUAAUGUCCCUGUCUUACUAUGAGUUACUUCAGAUCAUUUUUGGAAGUAGGUGUGGUACAGUCCUUAGUGAAUGAAUGCCUGGGGAGGAAAAGUGGACCAGCUGGAUACAUCUUGGAGAACCUGCUAGCCUUGUUAGACAGCACCUAGGCCUUUUCCAGCAUCUAGAGGUGAAGCUGAGCUGCUCUUACCUCCUGCCCCUGCUCCUCUCUCCUGCCCCUGCACAGGCACCCAGACAGACUUGGAUACCCAUCUACUGUUUGUGAUGUCAUCUUCUUCCUCCUCAGAGAUCAAACCCCCAAGGCAUUUCCUCCUUGGUCUGUCUUGCUUUAUCUCUCCCCCCACCCCCCACCCCAAGUGCUUAGAGCUUCCCCUGGCUGUCAGCAGCUCUGUGUCCAGGCUUUCAACACCCCAACCCUCCUCACUCCUUCCAAAGCUCAACAUGUUGUAGAAAGGGCUGCCCCAUGGGUGACGGAGGGUCAGCUAAAGGGAAGAUGCUGGUUGAGUUUCCUUUCCCACAUUUCUAGCAUAUGGAUGUGCAACCUCUGCUUGAGCACUUAGGUGACAGGGAGUUCCCCACCUCCUGAGGCCCUGGUCCUAUCGUAGGAUGAUUCUAAUUGUUAGAAAUUCUUCCUUAUAAUAAAUGAAUUCUGCUUUCCUAUAAUUUCUAUCUAUUGGGCCUUGUGCUGUUCUGUGGAACUAAACAGAACAACCAUUUACCCUCCUUUUCAAACUAGAAAAUAAAGAUUUGGUUUUAGA